Sarcophilus harrisii (Tasmanian devil) is the source of this 7483-nucleotide messenger RNA. It is a transcript of the gene PSMB11, whose product is annotated as proteasome subunit beta 11. The record is from RefSeq and is a predicted model, not a curated record. Gene Ontology annotation, cellular component: proteasome core complex. Gene Ontology annotation, molecular function: threonine-type endopeptidase activity. NCBI's taxonomy places the organism in Eukaryota, Metazoa, Chordata, Mammalia, Dasyuromorphia, Dasyuridae. The transcript has a single exon. The coding region runs from base 367 to 1299 and encodes 310 amino acids.
UGCUCAUUUUACGGAUAGGGAAAGACACUGCGCAGAUCGCGCCUCCGGACCUUCCUCCGAGAAGCCCCCUCCUCGUGCCCGCUCCCCGGGGAGCGUGACGGGGUGACUGCACGGGUCAGGCUCGGGGACGGCGGGGGCGCAGAGAGGGCGGCACCCCCAGCCGCGGGCCUCUUCCCGCCCCGCCAGAUGCUCUUUCAGCAGCAGCGUCGCCCCUCAGCGCCCUCGCCUCGCUCUGGCUCCGGUCCAGCUUGUCGGCGGCGUCCCUCGGCUGCCGGUUCCUGCCCGCAGCCCCUAUAACCCUGCCCCCGGGCCCCCAGCCUGCGCCUGCGCCUGCCCCCGGGCCCCCAGCCUGCGCCUGCCCCCGGGAUGGCUCUGGAGAGCGUGUGCAGCUGGCGGGCGCCCGAGGGCCUGCGGCCGCGCCUGCCCGGGGCCGGGGACUGGGCUCUCCCCGGGGGCCGCGCGCCCCGCGCCUUGCCGCAGCCGCAGGGCCCGGCGCUGGCCCACGGCACCACCACGCUGGCCUUCCGGUUCCGCCACGGCGUCAUUGCCGCGGCCGACACGCGCUCUUCCUGCGGCUCCUACGUGGCCUGCCCCGCUUCCCAGAAAGUCAUCCCUGUGCACCGGCACCUGGUGGGCACCACCUCGGGCACCUCCGCCGACUGCGCCACCUGGUACCGGAUUCUGCAGCGGGAGCUGCGCCUGCGGGCCCUCAGGGAGGGCCGGCUGCCCUCGGUGGCGGGCGCCGCCAAGCUGCUGGCCGCCAUGCUCUUCCGCUACCGCGGCCUGGGCCUGUGUGUGGCCACGGCUCUGGGGGGCUGGGACCAGGCCGGCCCGGCCCUCUUCUACGUCUACAGCGACGGCACCCUGCUGGCUGGCGACGUCUUCUCCGCGGGCUCCGGCUCGCCCUAUGCCUACGGGGUGCUGGACCGCGGCUACCGCUACGACAUGACCGUCCAGGAGGCCUAUUGUCUGGCUCGCCGAGCCGUGGCCCACGCCGCCCGCAGGGACGCCUACUCGGGGGGCUCCGUGGACCUGUACCACGUGAAGGAGAGCGGCUGGGAGCGCGUGUCCCGAGAGGACGCCUGCGCGCUCUACGCCGGCCCGCAGGAGGCCGGGGACCCGGGGGAGGAGGCCGCCGCCCCCACCCCUGAGCCGGCUCUGCUCUCCCCGCCGGGACCUGGGGCUCACGGAUCCAACCGCCGAGGGGCCGGGGCGCUCCCGGGGGCAAGGAAGCCCGAGAGAGGCUGGGAGGAGCGGGCAGUGUGGGGGCGGCACGCUGACCGGGGGCCAAGGGAAUGAAGACCUCCGGGACCGGCAUCUGAUUGCAUCCUCUCCAGAGCUCCCUCCCCGCUUCCCGGAAGCCUCCACCCAGACUGGACGCUGCCUGCCGGAAAACUGACCUCUGUCCUUGCCCUCCCAGCGCCCCACAGAUCCUUCAAGCCUGCUCUGAGUCCCCCCCAAGGAUGGAAACUGGGCUGCCCAGAUUCACUCUCCUCUCACCCGUUUCUCCUUGUGCGCGCUCCCACGUGUUUUCCAAGCCUUUCUACCUUUUUGUUUUCUCCACCGAGACUUCAGUGCCUUGCUGCUUCUGGCCGUUUCUCUCAGCUGCCUUUUCCCUUCCUUUGUUCUCCCCUAAUUCUGAAGGUGGGACGACUUUUGGCAGCCUCCCGGGGUUCCCCCCACCCUCCUCCAGCACUGCCCUCAGCUCCUCCCCGCCCGGUUCUUACACGGGACAUCGGGGAUGCUCGAGUCCGACCUCCGUGCAGGGGUUAAUGAAUGUCUGAGCCUCGGUGCUUCCAGCUGCACAGUUCCAUAGUUCUGCGGGGCCCUGCUCUGUCGGAGACCAGGGGUUCUCUUUGCGGGGAGGAAGGGGGACAAAUCCUGGGGCUGGGCUGCCUGGCGGCUUCCUGUAAGGGCUGUAAUCUCCAAAUUAUUAAAAUUAAACUCAACCAGUAUUUAUUAUGCACCCAACUAUGUGUGGCAGCGCCUGGGGUAGGAAAGGGAGAUGAAGAUGAACUUUUAGUUCAAAAUAGCCUUUGUUCUCAAGAAGCUUGCAAUCUACCGAUGAGAAUCUUCCUUGUCUCUACCCCAGGCUUAUUUCUGCCCCCCAUCCUUCUCUUCCUGUGGUCAGCCUUGACUGCAAGGUCUCUGGAAAGGUGACGACUUGUUUAGCGAAGCUCCUUUUUCUGACUCCAGGGCAGGGAAAGCACUGUUUGCUACUAGAAAGGCUCCAGAGACAUCAGCCCCUUCCACCACCAGCCCUUUGAGCGGAGGUUUUAAUUCUGGUUGAUUGAGGAAGGGGUAGAAAAGAGGGAAGAGGAUGUGGCACCCAACCAAACCAUGCCCUUGGAGGUCUCUGGACCUGGAGCUUUGGUUUGAGCAGACCUGCCACAGUUUGCUUUUUCUGACUCUUAAUAGACAGAUACUUUAGAGGUUUCAGGUUGGGGACACAGCCCAGGUUCUUUCCCUACACAUUUCAUUCUCACCUGGGAGGUACACAAAUACUCCAGUAUUUCUGAUCAUGCAGAUUAACUAUCCCCAUGUCCUUGGCUUCCUAAGGAGAGAUGAAAGAAGGUCUGCGGGAAGGGCAUUCACAAGAGUCUCUUUCCCCUUCCCAAAGCCACCAUCUCAGUCUUUCAGGAAAUGAAAAGACCAUGACACUAAGGAUUUCAUGAACUGCUUCCUAUCUAGAGAACAGUUUCAUUCUGGGAUAAAGUAGACCAACCACCUUGUUGUUCUACCAAGAAUAGACAUUGGUGGGGGGGGGGGGCGUGGGAAGGGGAGAGAGGAGGGGAGAGGAGAGAAACAUUUGUGUAUCACCUCAGAUUGAGGGGAACAAGAUAGAGGGGAGAGGUUGAGGUACAUUAAUAAAUAUGUGUCUCCAUCUACUCCUAUCUACUUUAAUCCUCUUCUUAUCGCAAGCCUCCACCCAAACUGGAAGUUGCCUUCUAGACUAAAUGACUUCUCUCCUUGUUCUCUGAUCGCUCCCAUAGAUCCUUCAAGCCUUUUCUCCUGCUCUGAAUCCCCCCCCCCCAACCCCAAGAAUUUAAACUGGGUUCCCUAGAUUCAUUUUCCUCCCAUUUAUUUCUCCUUUGUCCUCCUUUGGACUGUGAGACCAUCAAACUCAGGUUCAUUGGGAGUGGCUGAAUAACUUAGCGAGGGAGAUAUUUUGUUGAGGGUAGAUCUCGGGUCCUGGUUCUUGUUAUUUCUCUCCUUUCCAUUUAUCUUUCUCACUUGUCAUUAAACAAAUGACUGAAAGACAGAGACAGACGGCUAGACAGAACCAGACAGACACAGAGACACAGACAGAAACGGACAGAGAGAGCAUUUUCAGAAGAGAUUAGGUAACAUGAGAGAGUCAGAAGGGCCAGGAGAGUCCAGAGUGAUAUGUCAGAGAAGAAGUAGACAUAAUGACUCUGUGGACAGAGGGAGGAGGACCUCCAAAAUCAGGAAUGGAAUAUGGGGAGGUGGUCAAGGUAUGUUCAGGCACUAGAGCUGGAGAACAUAAGGAAAAGACAGGGAAAAGAAAUGUUUUUGCAUGUGAAACUUGGGCUGAGAAGGGCAGGUAUAUUGAUAGGGUGAUAUGUCCCAUCCCAUUUACCUUCCCUGGAGUUAUCCCGCACCUUAUCCCUUGAGAAGGUUCAGCCAGUUCACAUUUGUUGUCAGGUGGCUCUUGUGGCAUCUCCCAGGGAGGUCAAAGUAAGUGCCUUCAUUCUCCAUCCUAGUUCUUGGAUUCCUGAAACUACUCCCCAAAACUCUCUCUCUUUUCCUUUCUCUCUUCAAUUCCUUGUCCCCUAGUUUGUUCUUGCAAGUAGCAUGAGAAAACAGGUGGCACAGCAACAGAAAAAUUAGGUUUAUGGCAAAAGGAAUGGUCUCGUUGGCAUUUUACUGUCUAUCCCAGCAAGUUGACAAUUUUGACAAUUCUGAUUAUGACUUGGCAACAGAUUGUGUCUGAAAAAAAGGAUAAAUGUUAAAUCCUGUAGAGAUUUAAGCCCUGUAGAGGGCUUCAAAAAAAUCAAUUGCAAGUUCAAGUUCAAGCGGGAAGAAGUUAUGGCUAAACCAAUGAUUCCAAUGAAUAAAAUUUGGGGGUCAGGGACAGAAAGCUCGAGAUACAGUGCCUUCAGUUCUGGUUACAUGUUUCUAAAACAUUUUUUAUUGGUAAUUUUUUGUUUUCACAUCACCUACAUUUACCAUUGUAUCCCUUUCCUCUGUUCCUUCAGAGAUCUGUCCCUUAUAACAAACAAUAAAAGGAAAAAUAAAACAGCUCAGCAUAACUGAUAAAAUGAAAAAAACCUUGACAUGAGCCAUUGGUGUUCAGUACCUGUAGUUUCUCUACCUUGUCAAGGAAUGAUCACUGUCAUCAAGUUAAGAGGUCAUUAAAAGAGGGAACCAGGAAUUUUGUGAAGCUGGAGAUGGUGUCAGAGAAGACAAAGAGGGAGCAUGACAAUUAUCCUUAAUUCACAUAUUUAGAGAACUUUCAUGAGGAAGAGGGAUUAGAUUUGGUGGUGGUGGUUUUAGAGGCAAAACUAGAAGACAACGUAAAUUGUAGAAUGGCAGACUUAGGUUUUUCAUAACAGAAAACUUCCCUAAUAGUUUGGAAAUUUAAGAAUGGAAUAGGUUGCCCCAGAAGAAUAGAUUUCCUUUCAUUGGAUGUCUUCAGUCAGAAUGUUCAGAGCUGGAAGGAACAUCCUAGUCAUUAUCUCAACUUACUUCCUCAUUUUAUAGAUGAGGAAAUUAAGACUUAGGUAAAAACAAUUUUCUUCAAAUCAUGGAGAGGGCAUCUGGUAGCGCCCUUAUUCAAAUCCAGAGUUCUUUCCAUGUAUCUCAGCUCUUUUCAGGGAUAUUGUAGAGAGAAAUUCUUGUACAGAUACAAAUAGACACUAUAUUGUCUAAAUGACAUCCUUCCCUCCUCUGAGAAUCUCUGAUUCUAGGACCUUGUUCUGGCUAAGUUAUAACCAGCUUCCCAUCAAUUCUUGUUUCUGGGACUUCAACCCCCCCAAUUCUUCAAGCUUUCCCCUUCCUUUUCUUGGAACAUCUAAUUGCCAUGCUGGCCUGCUUCUUCUAUGGAUAAGUUUCUUAUGGGGCCUUCAUUUGGGACAGGGGCCCAGGUCAAUCCUUGCUUCAUAGUGCUUCCCCCUUUCUGAAAACACUAAAUCUCAAAGCUGAAUAUUUUUACCAUCUCCUCCUGCUCCUAAUUUGCGUAUUGUUUUCCACUAUUAGAAUGUAAGGGUCUUAUAAAUGCUUUUUUACCUAGGUAUAUUUCCUCCCCUCAAUUGCCUCCCUGAAGAACUACUACCUUCUUUGGGAAUCCUCUCAGGUCUGUCUGAGAGUCUAGAGGAUUUUAAUAGUCCUUUGUUACCAGAACCAAAGCUUUCCCAUAUACUUCCAGUUCAUGUCAUGUGUCAUAGGAAUGUCGAAGGAAAUUAUGGGGAAACCGGGAGAAGACGGACAGAAAGACAUGGGAAGCAAAGCAUAAGGGGAAAUGGCAGAGGAGGUUGGUGGAUGAUUAGAGUCCUUCAGAGUAAGAAAGCAGUCUGGGCUGUAGACUGGAAGUUGAAUAGCAAGCUGGAGAAGAAAAUGGCCAGUUAAAUUCAAACCUUCCUUUUGGAUAGAAUUCCAUUCUCCCAUAGCACACUUGCACCUCUCAGGGGAUGCUUUGAGAACUGUAAAGAAAGGACUGAUUUUAGGGGGAGAGGAGUAUCAGGGGAACUUCCCAGUUCUCAUGUUCAAAUUAUGUGUAUGUGUGCCUUUGUAUGUGUAUGGAAGGGAGAUAUUAUUUAUAAUCGGUGAUUGAUAAAGAGUAAAACCGAUCUGCAAUUAGGAUUGGAUUCCCCUGGGCAAUUAGCAAUACAUGUUUUUAUUGAGAGAAUACAAAAAGGACCUGGUCCUAGGUUUUAAAUGUUUAAUUAUAGUUCAAGCGUAAUAGGGUCUGUACUUAUAUUCACAUAUUUGUGGGAGUCUGUUUGCAAACUAAUAAUAGCUCACAUUCACGUAGGCCUUUAAGCUUUACAAAGGUUUACAUGGGAAGAAGGUGAUCGUCACCAGCAUUGGCUUAUGUACAUAUAAAGAUUUAAACACAAAAAUGGCAACACAGAUGGAGAGACACAUGACACACACAUAGCCCCCGCAGUCAGAGCCAUGAAAAUUGUCUCUAGAUUUUCCAUGUUCUUUCUCUUGCUCUAGAAAAGGGGAGGAAGUGAGGUCAGUUAAAGGUCCCCUUCUUUCCCAUUUUUUGACUCCUCAGUUCUGUCCUGGAGAAUUGGGGUACAGAAAAAGGACAGGGAAGAAGGAAGCUGUUUUCUAAGGAAUUCCAUGGAGUUGGUAGCCAGGAGGUCUCUCAGCUGGUAGGGGGCCAGUGUCUCAGACCUAUCCUCUGCAGAUUCUGGGUGGGGGGAGAGGGAGGAUGGGAUGGAAGAGAAACAAAGAGAGGGGCAGACACAGAAGAAUGCAAUCAUUCGCCAUCCAUGCGGAGGGUCAUUUUGGUCCUCUUCGAGCACAAAGGACAAACAAUGGGAUAAGACUAGGUGACCUCUAAAGUCCAUUUCACAACUAAGAUUCUAUGGGCAGACUCAGAUUGAGUGGGAGAGGGAGUGGGUAUGAACCCUUUCUUUCCUUUAAUUUCUCUUUUGUUCUCACCUUUCUUCUUAGGACUAUAGAUUUAGGACAGGUACUCUACCUCUCAUUUUGCAGAAGAGGAAACUGAAAUGUAAAGGGUUUUAAUGUCUUGCCCAAAGGUCACAGAGGUAACAAGAAGCAGAUUGAGAAUUUGGAUCUAGGUCCUCUUGUUUUUAGAGCCAGUUUUUGCUACUGUGCACUGUUGCCUCUCAUCCUCCUUUAUUUUCUCCUUUCUUCCCUUACACUUUUCUCCCUAACCUAUCUCUUUCUUCCUCUUUUCAGCCCUCCCUUAGCUCUUUCUCUUUUUUCUCCAGCUCACCAGUCCUUCAGAUUGGUAAGUUACUUAUGAAUCCAAUGACCAGUUCUCAAGGUGCUGAGGCUCUCGUCCACAUAUCCUUCCUGGCCUUAUUGUUAGCAAAGCAGAUGAUUAUGGGGGCAUUGGAGAGGAGAGAGUCCUAGGAGGAAGGGAAGGGCAGGCAUCUGUGUCACUGUUCCCAUUCUCCCUGCCCUGGUUCUGUAGCCAUUCCAAUGACUAGGAAGAUACCACGGACCCUCUCUGAUGGGUCAGGAUAGAGAAUCUGACUCUCCUGACCCCAUCUCAAUACAUGCUCUUUGCUGGGAGAAAAGAGCAAGGUCCAUGGGGAGUGUAAGGGAUCUCCAGAUUUUGCCAUUUCUCAUCCUAUUAUCCUUGAUUACCCUUCUCUUAAUUGGAAAAGGACUAGUGAUCAUCUCUUCUAAUCCCUUCCUUUUGCCAGACCAGGAAUAUAUAUGAUUGGAUAUUUUGUAUUGUAUAUUGUAUGUUUUCUUAUUUCCAAUUUCAUUUACUUAUCUUAUUAGAUGAGUAACCUUGAGAUCAUUUAAUCUCUUU